UGCUGAGCUGAUCAUCCUGUCUGCUCCUUCGAUCACACUCUCAGCUGCUGUUCUCCUCAAGCUCCUUGCUCUUUUCCAAUCAUGGCUUGCGCCACGGCUUCCACCAUCGCCGCGACCACCCUUAAGGGUGCCGUUGCCCUCCGCAAGUCGGAGCUCCUUGGGAACUCCGUCUCCACCGCUCCCGCCAAGGCGGCCAAGGCCGUCCGCGCCGUCCCCGCCGUGUCCGCAUCCCUGUACCAGGAUGCGGCGUACAACCUCCAGAACUUCAAGUUCGCGCCGAUCAAGGAGUCGAUCGUCGCCCGCGAGAUGACCCGCCGCUACAUGACUGACAUGAUCACCUACGCCGACACCGACGUCGUCAUCGUCGGCGCGGGCUCCGCCGGCCUCUCGUGCGCGUACGAGCUGAGCAAGAACCCCAACGUGAAUGUCGCGAUCAUCGAGCAGUCCGUCUCCCCUGGCGGCGGCGCGUGGCUCGGCGGCCAGCUGUUCUCCGCCAUGGUGGUCCGCAAGCCCGCGCACCGCUUCCUCGAUGAGCUCGAGAUUGCGUACGACGAGGAGGAGGACUAUGUUGUGAUUAAGCACGCCGCUCUCUUCACCUCAACCAUCAUGAGCAAGCUGCUCGCCAGGCCCAAUGUGAAGCUCUUCAACGCCGUCUGCGCUGAGGACCUGAUCAUCAAGAACGGUCGCGUCAGCGGUGUGGUGACCAACUGGGCGCUGGUCUCGAUGAACCACGACACGCAGAGCUGCAUGGACCCCAACGUCAUGGAGGCUAAGGUCGUCGUCUCCUCGUGCGGCCACGACGGGCCCUUCGGCGCCACCGGCGUGAAGCGCCUCAAGAGCAUCGGCCUGGUGGACAAGGUCCCCGGCAUGAAGUGCCUGGACAUGAACAUCGCAGAGGAUGCCAUUGUGCGGUACACCAGGGAGGUGGUCCCUGGCAUGAUCGUCACCGGCAUGGAGGUCGCUGAGGUGGACGGCGCUCCUCGUAUGGGUCCUACCUUCGGUGCCAUGAUGGUGUCCGGGCAGAAGGCGGCCCACCUGGCGCUCAAGGCCCUCGGCCUCCCCAACGAGGUUGACGGUUCGGUCUCUGAUCUGUCCGCUCGUCCUGAGCUUGUCCUUGCUUCCUCCGAUGAUACCCCCGCCUCUGCUUGAGCUUUUUCUGUGUGUUAACCAGCACUAGGGGUGCCUAGCCCGGGGCUCGGGAAGGCUGAGAACACACCCUUACCACCUGACCAGGGUAAUGCCUGCGAAGGGAAGUGCAUGGUCUGUGUAAAUGUGUGCCUCUUGCUUCGUUUUUACAUAGACUGCAGCACUGGGGGUGCCUCGGGAGACUAGAGCUCCCUAUGGCUGAGAGUAUACCCUUACCACCUGAACAGGAUAAUGCCUGCGAAGGGAAUGUGCUCAAAUGUUUUUUAAUGGAUGUUUUUCCGGCUCACCUCAGUCUAUUGCCAGCUACCGCACGACUACCCCAUCUCCCAGCAUAGAUACCCUCCACACUACCACAUACAUCCCCUUCCAAUUCUUAAGCACCCUUCCUUACGGUGCAUCCAUUCACUACCGGUACUAGCACAUAUCCUUACACUUGCCUAGGCAUUCGUCUGCAGAGCCCUAGAUAUUCAGCUAACUAGCACGCUUUCAUCAAUACAGCUCCCUGUGAUCAACUGCCACAUUCGACAGUCAGCUCAACUGAUACCAUAGCUGCACAGCUCGAUUUAGACAUUAUUCAGCACGAUUAGACUAACGUUAUUUGACACAGCAUCGGACGUUAGCCAGGACCCUGUUGACAUGUAUUCAGCACAUUCCUAGACAUUGUCCAGCAUGCACCUGACAUUUCUCAACAGCUAUCACGCCUAAGCAGAUCGUAGUACCGAUAUCUACCAGCAUUGUUCAGCGAGUCAGCAGCACGAACCUUGUAAAGACAUCCAGCUUGACCAUGUUCAACGUACUCCUAGACAACACGCCAUACACCUAGCAAGAUCCUAGCAUCUUCUACCACUCUCAACCCUUUCCUCCUAGCACUCUCAACAUGUUCUUCAGCAGACGUUUCCAGUUCAGUACAUUACGUCUUCAGCUAGACUGCCACACUAUCAUACUCUGCCCGACCUCGUGCAUUCAGCACGACCCUAGACAUUGAGCACGGCUGUAGACAUUGAGCACAACGAGAUGACUCGAAAGUCAGCACGGCUGUAGAUACUCAGUACAAUCCCAGGCGUUUCUCAACAUGUCCCUAAGCACUCUGCAGCAGGCUGCAAUUCUCAGCGAAGCCAUGCCCUAGUCUUCUUCAGCAGGACCCACUUUGCUUUCAAAGACAUAUCCACGCACUUUCUAGCACUAACUAGAGAUUCGCCUUUAACAUAUACAUGCAAGACUCAACACACGCAUCUGCAGGACUUAACAGACUGUAGCCCUUUUCCAACACAACUAGAUGGAGAAUGGUGCGUUCUCACAUUGACAGCCGAGGGAGCUUGCUCUUACCAUUGAUCGUCCUUUCAUGGCUUAUCCAGACAUCCUUACUGGCUUGUUUAUGAGCAGGGAACAGCUCCAGCCCGAAUGGUGCUAUCUCGCAUUAACACCAAGAAAGUCAGGGAGUGCAAGCAGGAAUCCUCAUGUCUCUGCUUUUCACUCCUCCCCAACCCCGAAUCACCAGUGCUUCCCCGUUUAAACACACUGCAUUUCUUCUCAGCACUUACAAUGUUGUUCACCCGUGUCCCCUUCUUAGUUCCUCUGUGUCUGUGCCUCCAUCCAUUCAAACAUGCAUGGCAUCUUUCCCUUCCCUAUUGACAUCUUUCCCCUCCCCACUCACAUAUUUUCCCUCCCCACUGACAUCUUUCCCCUCCCCACUGACAUCUUUCCCCUCCCCACUGACAUCUUUCCCCUCCUCGCUGACAUCUUUCCCCUCCCCACUGACAUCUUUCCCCUCCCCACUGACAUCUUUCCCCUCCCCACUGACAUCUUUCCCCUCCCCACUGACAUCUUUCCCCUCCCCACUGACUUCUUUCCCCUCCCCACUGACAUCUUUCCCCUCCCCACUGACUUCUUUCCCCUCCCCACUGACUUCUUUCCCCUCCCCACUGACUUCUUUCCCCUCCCCACUGACUUCUUUCCCCUCCCCACUGACUUCUUUCCCCUCCCCACUGACUUCUUUCCCCUCCCCACUGAC
Closterium sp. NIES-67 is the source of this 3157-nucleotide messenger RNA. NCBI's taxonomy places the organism in Eukaryota, Viridiplantae, Streptophyta, Zygnematophyceae, Desmidiales, Closteriaceae. The record is from the annotation of a GenBank genome assembly.